Messenger RNA from Medioppia subpectinata, 1311 nucleotides. The record is from the annotation of a GenBank genome assembly. Lineage: Eukaryota; Metazoa; Arthropoda; Arachnida; Sarcoptiformes; Oppiidae.
AUGCAAAAUGUGGACACAAUCCUAAUCAACGAUAAAACAGAAACAAAUGAAUCAAAUGAAGUGAUGGCCGCGAAGUCAUUGUUGGAUACAAUCGCCGCCACCGAAGACCUAAGCGCCGACACCAUUACGCCAGACAAUGGCCGCGAAGAUAUCGAUGAAACCGGCGAUGACUGUAAUGAGCAACACAUGACACACACAGAGAUGUUGAACGCGACAUCAUCUCAAGACACGUCACCACCCGAUCCGGAGGUCAAUCACUGCCACAAAUGCCUGCAGACAUUCACCUCAAGACACGAGUUCCAGACCCACAACAGUCUGGCCUUCCACUCGGACUACCAGUUGGCCAGACAUCGGGCCUCAGAUCAUGUCAUCGACUUAUCGCCUAAGGCAACAACCAAUGGCGGACACAAGCGAUCGUUGGCCGCAACCCCUCACCGGCCGGCCAUUAAAAUCCGCAAAACUGGGAACCAAUUGUUGCCCAAAAGUAUGAAUAAGAAGAACAAUCAGAUGAAAAUAACGGACAACUCGUCGCUCAAGACUCGGCCACUGAAGUGCGAUAUCUGUUCCUAUAUCGCAGACAGCGCUCGAGCGCUCGCAACCCAUAAGGUGUGGCACUCGCGGGGCGGCGCCGGCGAAGGCGCCGGUAGACCGGAUCGACAGUCAUCGCCUCCAAGAGUGCGAUCGAUGUCGGGCUCGUCAGACACGCCGUCCACCGUAUCGUCGAGCGGUUCCAGAGGUCGUGACAACAACGGCAACAAAAGAAGCGCUGAUACCACACCACUCGAGUCCAUGGAUCUGGUUUGGGCCAAAUGCAAGGGCCAUCCCUGGUAUCCGGCGCUAGUGGUAGACCCGGACACCAGUGACGGACCCUAUAAGCCGGCCGAACGCGUGUUGCGGACCCGACCGCCGCCCACCCCUGGCGUCGACCACUAUCUCGUCAACUAUUUUGAUGAGUAUCGGCUCUGGCAAUGGCUGAGCCGUAAACGCUUGUUCCCGAUCGGUGUGGACGCAGACAUUGACCGUAAAAAGUUGAUUGAAUGCCCCGAAGAGGGCGAACGCAAAGCCGUGAAGAUGGCCUUCAAAAGGGCCCUCAAAUUCAUGGCCCGAAGUCAGGAGUGCCCACACGACCGGUGCAGCACAUCGUACGACACGCGCCGCGGCCUCAACGCCCACACCGCGCACUACCACCCGAUGGCCGUCGCUAUCACCGGCCAUACACUGGACAAGUUGCCGACCGGCCCCACACCGGCUCACACUAAUAUACCACACUUUCAAUUGCAGUCCCUCUGCCACACGUGCGACAAGUUUUAG